Lates calcarifer (barramundi perch) is the source of this 1784-nucleotide messenger RNA. RefSeq names its product potassium voltage-gated channel subfamily G member 3-like. NCBI's taxonomy places the organism in Eukaryota, Metazoa, Chordata, Actinopteri, Centropomidae. The record is from RefSeq and is a predicted model, not a curated record. Gene Ontology annotation, molecular function: delayed rectifier potassium channel activity. Gene Ontology annotation, biological process: potassium ion transmembrane transport. Gene Ontology annotation, cellular component: voltage-gated potassium channel complex; membrane.
AUUGGCUUCCCUGGCAGGAUCAUCGAGGCGGUCUGUAUCGGUUGGUUCACAGCUGAGUGUAUCGUCCGUUUCCUGGUUUCUCGUGAUAAAUGUGAGUUUGUCCGUCGUCCCCUGAACAUCAUCGACCUGUUGGCCAUCACGCCGUACUACAUCUCCGUCACCGUGACGAUCCUGACAGGGGAAAACUCUCAGCUGCAGCGUGCGGGCACGCUGCGCGUCCUGCGCAUCAUGCGGAUCUUCUGGGUGAUCAAGCUGGCGCGUCACUUCAUGGGCCUGCAGACGCUCGGCCUGACGCUGCGCCGCUGCUACCGCGAGAUGGUGAUGCUGCUGGUCUUCAUCUGCGUCGCCAUGGCGAUCUUUAGCGCACUGGCCCAGCUGCUGGAGCAUGGCCUGGACCUGGAGACCGGAAACCAGGAUUACGCCAGCAUCCCCGCCGCGUGCUGGUGGGUCAUCAUCUCCAUGACCACGGUGGGAUACGGUGACAUGUACCCGGUGACGGUGGCAGGCCGCGUGCUGGGCGGCCUCUGCGUGGUGAGUGGCAUCGUGCUGCUUGCGCUGCCCAUCACCUUCAUCUACCACAGCUUCGUCCAGUGCUACCACGAGCUCAAGGUUCGUUCCGCCCGCUGCACCCACAGCCUGUCUGCAGACUUCAUGAACUGAAAGACUACAGGAAGAACUACAGGAAUUUCCUCAGACAUCAGAGUCUAACGCUGCUUUCCAGUUCUUCUCUGAAGUCUGAAUUUCCGAGUUUCCAGUCAGAAGUUUGAACCUGAACGCCUCCUGAAGUCGGAGCAUCCCCGACAUCAGAAUCCAAGAUGGCUGUUCCUAGCAACUGUUGCUAACAACAGCUAGUCUGACAUACGACUGAAUUAGUUCACUUUCAUGGUUUAAUGUUCCAGGUUUUAAAUGUGAACGUCUUUUUAACAACGUCCUGAAGAGUUUGUGUUCAACUCAUUUCUUCAGGUGGAGCAGAUUUGAAAGAGCAGAUAUAAAGUCUUUCCUGUCGCCGUCACUCUGAGUUCUGACCUCCAAUGUAAAUGGAACCAAACCCACAAAGAGUCGCAUUAGGUCCAACAAAAACUUUUCAUAUUUUUACUACCAGGUUUUGUUUUAUGCCUUCAGGUUGGUCUCAGGUUUCCGGAGCCUCAGUUUGUGUUUUAUAUCCACAGAAAGAAUCGAACACAGUUUAUUUUACAGGUGCUGUAGUUUCUGGAUCAUUUCCAGUGAAGUUUCCUGGACAGAGCUAUGUAAACACAGUGUUCAGUUAAACAGCCCACGCAGCUGUGCAGACCAUGUUGUUGACUUUUAGAGGACAAAAAUCUGCGCUCCAUGUACAGACACAUAAAUAUUCAUCUCCAUAUCUGUUGAUUUGUCUAAAACUCAAGCUCAAUGAAUCUGAGUGAUCAGUUCUCACUGCUCCACCUUCUCUGACAGAGGUUGGUUUAUUUUUUUAGAACCAAUGAGAUGAAAAAUAAACUUUGUUUCAUCAGAUCCUGAGUUUCUCUGCUGCAGAGUUCAGUCUCUGGAACCAGAUACAGGUCUUAACGACUGAAUCAUUGAUCAUCAAUCAGUUCUGACUGAAACACCCAUCCUCCAUCCAGACUCCAUGAUCCUCACACAGAAACAUCCUCCUCACACUAUCUGAUAUUUAUAAAAGCAGAACAUCUUCACCUCUGACAGACCUCAGAUCAGAGUGAACACAGGUCAGACACACAAUCUUUGUUUCAGUUUGUGUUGUUGAUGUUUUUGUGUAAAAUGUCAAAGGUUCAUUUAUAAACUUCACU